Dentiscutata erythropus is the source of this 624-nucleotide messenger RNA. Lineage: Eukaryota; Fungi; Glomeromycota; Glomeromycetes; Diversisporales; Gigasporaceae. The record is from the annotation of a GenBank genome assembly.
AUGAUUGGUUGUUAUUCGUCAAAACUUGGAGUCCUUAAUGUCAAAUAUCCUAAAAUUAAACCUAAUUUAAUGCAAAAAUCUUUUAAGAUGGUUAGAUACGGAUAUCCGAACGUUGAUGAAGAAGGAUUCUUAACCUGUUACGUUCCUCCUCAACUACGAAAAAUCAAACUUAAAAGGUCAAGACCAAGAUUCCAAAUAAUCGGUGGGCGUGAUGAAAUUUUUAAUUGGUUGGAAGAGCACGGCGAUGUUGUAUGCGAAUACAACCAAGAGUUCGAUUUUCAAUUCAAUCAUCACAGACGCUCUGAUUAUUCAAGAUCUAAAGUGAAUGCUUUAGAAAUUCCAGUACUCUUGUUUGACCUUUAUUAUGAUAAAGAAAAUAAAGAUGAUGAUUCAUCUCAUCAACAUUCUGUGAUUAAAAAGAUUUUUCCUUUCAACGGUAAAAGGAGGAUGGUAAUGGAAAUUAGACCCCUCAUUCGUGGUGAAGAAUAUGAACAUCCUAAGAAUUUGUUUCGAAGGAAUACUGGUAUAAGUGGGGUAAAAUUACGACAGAUUUUGAAUGUGUGGACGAAUUCUUCUUCUUUGCAACGUCAACGGGAUCCAAGAGCAGCAUGUGAUUAUGAAUAA